This is a messenger RNA of Vitrella brassicaformis, 1625 nucleotides long. The record is from the annotation of a GenBank genome assembly. NCBI's taxonomy places the organism in Eukaryota, Vitrellaceae.
UGCCGCGGAGCAGAUGGAGGGCGAGAUGAAGAGGGGCGGCGUGCUGAAGGGCCAGUGGCAUGGCAAGGGCCACGACGCGGAAAAGGUGCUGCUGAGCGAGGAGACUGUCAGCUUCAACUUCGGCAUCACCAUGCACAACCUGCUGAGUCCGCCGAUGCCGCAGCUUUGUCCCUGCGUGAGUCCGCCUGCCCCAUCCCCGUCGCUUCCGUCGACGGCCGCGUCGCUUCGCUCCCGUCUGCUGCCGAGCUGCCGUUGGUCUUCCCGCCCCCGUCACCACAGCCCGAAGCCAGUGAUGCAUGUAAGCAGCUGCCUGCAUCUGUAGGCAACACUACAGGAGAGGGGCUGCAACAAAUGGGGGAGGGAGAGGGGGAGAAAGAGGAUUCUCAGAGGCCGGUGGUCCCCCGGACGAGCAGGCAACCCCCACCACUCGCACCAGCGCCAGCCGUAGGAGCAGCAGGAGUGGUGGAGGGCACACCGCCGUCGAUUGGCGGCCGAGAGCAGGCGGCAGAGAGCGUUCAUCGGCUGGAGGGGGAGAGGCCGCCACCAUACGCGUGGCACAUGUCAGGGAGGAGACAAGGUGCCCGGCUGCUGCGAGUGCAUCCGUCCAGGUACUAAGGACACUCAAUACAUGGAUGCGCCUUAUGUGUAUUGUUAUGCUUGUGUCAGAAGACGUUGGAGGACAUUUGUGGCCCCGUCCGAGCGCAACACAAUGCCCCACGUCUUGUGUCACCGUAUUGGCUGCCCCCCGGCGCUCUGCCAACUCAACAUUCGCCCCCGCCCCCACCGCCUCCACCACCCCCGCCACCCGCACCGCUCCCACCGCCUCUGCAUCCGUACAGGGCUGGCCACGCCAUCCUGGUGCGCGCGGCGGCGCCCACGACAAGAGUGAAGAAGGGGUGGCGAUUGAACUAUGUCACGGAGGAAUAUGAGUGGUGGUGGCCGAGUCGCAAGGAGCGAGGUGUGUGGGAGGUGAGGUCUGCGCGCCAGGACCUCCAGAUGAGGGCAUGGACGCUCCUGACAACCCUGGUGGGCAGAAGUCCGCAGUCAGUCGCUGGAGAGAUCCCUGUUUAGGAGGGAUGCGUUGCGCCACCUGCUGCGUGGCCCUAUUAGUAAAUGACAAGAUGAUGUGCCGACCCGAGGAAAUUCAUGCAGGGAGGGAGGGAGGGGUGAUGGCUGACGGACGUGUACGGGUGCGACUCGACGGCGUGACCAGCAGGCGGCCGGCAGCGAGCGACAAAUCUGCAAUGCGCCUGCUGUACGGCCUCAUCAACGCAGGCGCCCUCUACCUGGCCUUCGACGUCUCGACCGCACUCCCCAACGGCAAGACCGUCGACAUCAUGACCCUCGGCAUGGUCACCAUCAAGGUCACCAUGUGCACCCAGAGGUGGACUGUGGUGUGGUAUGUGCAGAUUCUGAACGCGUUGGUUGCUGGUGGUGCGAAGGUCGUUGGUUUGACACACCACACGCAAGGCAGAGACAGCAUCGAUCCGGUGUUCGUGUUGGGUGGUGGCGAGUGGUGGAGGGGACACCGCCGUCGAUUGACAGAGACAGCAGGCGGCAUAUCGCUGCGUGCAUUUUAUAUUUCUGAGUCUCAUUUUUCAUCAUGGAUAUCUGCUUAUGUGUGA